This is a messenger RNA of Numida meleagris (helmeted guineafowl), 1086 nucleotides long. Its product is annotated as olfactory receptor 10A7-like. The record is from RefSeq and is a predicted model, not a curated record. The transcript is spliced from 3 exons. Gene Ontology annotation, cellular component: membrane. Bases 1 to 1086 code for a protein of 361 amino acids. Lineage: Eukaryota; Metazoa; Chordata; Aves; Galliformes; Numididae. Gene Ontology annotation, molecular function: olfactory receptor activity; G protein-coupled receptor activity. Gene Ontology annotation, biological process: G protein-coupled receptor signaling pathway.
AUGGGUUCCUGUGGUGUUGACUUGAGGGCUGAAACCGCGUGGGCUGAGAUUCACCACCUGCCCCCACAGAUAUCUCUCAUCUCAGAGCCCUUUGAGCCAGUUAUGAGCCCUGAGUCCCUGCAGAGGGAAAAUCUCAGCAGCCCCACCUCAUUUAUUCUCUUGGGGUUUUCCAGUGCCUACAAAGCACAGGUGUCCCUGUGCGUGGGCUUCUCGCUUAUUUACCUGGUGACUCUGCUGGGCAACCUGCUCGUAAUGACCCUGGUCUGGCUGGAUGCUCACCUGCACUCCCCCAUGUACUACUUCCUGGGCCACCUCUCCUUCCUGGACAUCUGCUACUCCUCUGUCACGCUCCCUAAAAUCCUCAGAGACUCCUUCUCACCACAGAAGACCAUUUCCUUGGUGGGCUGCAUCACACAGAUCUACUUCUUCCUUUGCUUUGGGGGCUCUGAGUGUGUGCUCCUGGCUGCCAUGGCCUACGAUCGGUACCUGGCCAUCUGCCACCCCCUCCACUACACAGCACUUAUGAGCAAGAAGAUUUGCCACUGCCUAGUGGCUGUCUCAUGGUUGAGUGGCUCCCUCUCAUCUCUGAUCCAGGCCCUCCUCACAGCCCACUUACAAUUCUGUGGGUUCAAUGCGAUCAACCAUUUGUUCUGUGAGAUUCCCUUCUUGUUGGAUGUGUCCUGCAGCCCUAACACUCUUCUCAACAAGGCUGUCUCAUAUGCUUUGGCUGCAACUAUUGCCGUGGGCUCUUUCCUCCUUACUCUUGCAUCAUAUGUUCACAUCCUCCAGGCUGUGCUGCAGAAGGGAGCAGAGAGGCAGAAGGCCUUUGCCACCUGCACCUCCCACCUGACCGUGGUGUCCCUGUUCUUUGGCACUGGAGCUAUUACGUACCUGGUGCCUCAAUCCAGCAGCUCCAAGGAGAUGGACAAGAUCCUUGCCCUGCUGUAUGCCAUUGUAACCCCCAUGCUGAACCCCAUCAUCUACAGCUUGAGAAACAAUGAGUUCCAAGGGGCCAUCAGAAAAGCCCUGUUGACAGGCAGAAGGGUGACUUCUGGGGAUGUCAGUAGACCAGGAGGGGAUCCAUAA